AUGUCAAAAAACGCCCAGCGCAACGAAAGGAGGAAGGCUGCCAAAAAGGAGCAGGCUAGAGCUGAUGAAGCCGCCUCCGCCGUGGCUUCGGGACCCAAGGCCACUGGCAGCUUUGAGGAGCUGAUCGGGCUUGGCAAGGCUUUGUUCUUGGGUUCUUGUGUGGCGGCGUAUGCCCCCAAGCUGCAAGACUUGCUGAAAGAAAACGGCAAGGCUGCAGAGCCCGAGAAAAGCAAUGAAGAAUCGGAGAAGGACUCCCCAGAAACUGAGCCAACCGCAUCCCCCGAGGGCUCGGAAGCCAUCUUCACGAGCUUGGGUGCCCGCCUGGUGUGGCACAACUGUCUAGGCUUGGCAGAGCCCCAGACGGGUGAGGAGGCGAUGCAGCAGUGGAAGGCCUUGAGCCAAUUGGAGAUGGAUUUUGGCCCCAAGAAAGCAAAGCGUGGAAAUCCUUCGUCGGACAGGAUACUGGCUAACCUCUGCGGAAACUUGCCGCAGUACCUGCACAUUUUGCUAGCACUGGCAAUGCUCCAUGCCUUUCUCUUCCGAUCAUAUUUCGCUUGCUUGCCAUGGCUUCUGGCCUGGCAGACGGCCUCUUUGCUGAUUCCGUUGGAGACCCUUGAGCAGGUGCCUCAGGUGCCACUUAGCCAGUGCCCAGUCAAGUUUCGCGUGCUGGCCACAUUGGGCAUUCACGCUUUGUUUCUGUUCUUUUUCGGCCUGGAGCUGGUUUGGAGAAUGAACUUCCUUGUCAAAAUCCUGGUACUUGGUCUGAUCAUUUUCCACGCGCACUCUGUGAAGCCAGCUGCAGCUUGA
Symbiodinium pilosum is the source of this 807-nucleotide messenger RNA. NCBI's taxonomy places the organism in Eukaryota, Dinophyceae, Suessiales, Symbiodiniaceae. The record is from the annotation of a GenBank genome assembly.